This is a messenger RNA of Varroa destructor (honeybee mite), 6074 nucleotides long. Its product is annotated as diacylglycerol kinase theta-like. The record is from RefSeq and is a predicted model, not a curated record. Gene Ontology annotation, biological process: phospholipase C-activating G protein-coupled receptor signaling pathway. Lineage: Eukaryota; Metazoa; Arthropoda; Arachnida; Mesostigmata; Varroidae. Gene Ontology annotation, cellular component: membrane. Gene Ontology annotation, molecular function: ATP-dependent diacylglycerol kinase activity.
GCCAGUUCGACGCCCGAACAUGGCGACGGCUAGGCCUAACAUGGGUGUAGGAUCGAGUAGCUCCGAGCAUCAGGCAGGAGACAGUUCGCUCGCAGCCGAGGCUGGUGAGUCGAGCGUCGGCGACCCGACGCCACUUAGUCCGACUGGAUCGUCGUUUGGCGCGCCAGGAUGUCCAGGCUACCCGGCAGCAGCGACCGGCGCUAGUGAAGGCGAUGCGCUAACGCCUCACACCCCCGAACCUGAAGCUGAUGGCGGGGGCUGCGAUAGCGGUGAGCCCACUGUUGGGCCGGAAGGGUCCGCGGGCUCCGAGUACGAGAUGGGCCAUGGACACUACUUCACUAAGAAAACAUUUCACAAACCCACCUAUUGUCACCACUGCACCGACAUGCUCUGGGGCCUUAUCGGCCAGGGCUACAUCUGUGAAGUGUGCAAUUUUGUCGUGCACGAUCGGUGUCUCAAAACAGUGGUAUCGCCUUGUUCCACUAUUGCAAUCAACGUCAUCAAGAAUCCGGUGCCACACUGCUGGACCGAAGCGGGUCAUUUGAAGCGCAAGUUCUGUAACGUAUGCCGCAAACGUAUCGAAGACAGCUGCGCGGUUCGCUGCGAAGUGUGUGAAUACUGCGUUCACCUUGAAUGUCAGGACUUCAGUGUGGCCGAUUGUAAGCAGUGUGCGACGUAUACUGCUAGUAGGACGAGCAAACAACAGUCACAACCGGUCCAAUACCAUCACUGGCGAGAAGGAAACCUUCCUGCCAACUCCAAAUGCCAGACGUGCAAGAAGGCGUGUUGGUCGGCCGAAUGUCUAGCCGGCAUGCGAUGCGAAUGGUGUGGCAUAGCGGCGCAUGCGACUUGCUAUAAGCUCGUCCCAUCCGAGUGCAACUUCGGUGUACUCGAAUCUAUUAUGCUUCCGCCAGCCGCCGUGUCUAUUCCUCGUACAGACGUCCCGCUAGAAACCAUCAUCGGGAUGGAAAUGAAAGGUCGCGAGCAAACCAUGGCUCGUAACACAUACCCAAGUAUAGCACGCAGCAUAUCGGAGGAGUUCUCAUCCACCGCCGGCGAACUGACCAGCCAGAGCGAACGGGCUACACGUACCAAGGAUAUGCAGGAUGACUAUCCCUCGCCUAAAGAGAAGGAUAAAGAUGAAGAAGUUAUCAAAGUAUACGAUGGCAAUGCGUCGAUGAAACGGCGGAUGUUCAGGACAAUCACGGUGGCGCGCAGUGCGUCGCGAGAGGCGAUCAUCGCCGCAGCGCUUCGCGCUUUCCAUGUGUCGGGUGAUCCAAAGCACUACGUUAUCACCGACGUGUUCGAUCCCGCCGAAAAGGAGCUUGCCGACUUCAUGCCCGUACAGAGCUUGACGCGGCGCGAAGGCAAACGUCCAGCCAUCUUUUUGCGGUACAAGCCGCCCAACCCAGAUCAAGGCUUUGUUAAGGUAUUCCCGGGAAAAUUACGGUCGGCUGACAUUUUUCGCAUGAUCCCGGUAACGAGUGACACAUCUGUCGAGGAAAUCAUGGUCUCGGCAUUGGAUAAAUUCGGCCUAGAUGCGUCCGACAUUAACAAGUUCCGUCUAUCCGAGGUGACGCUUGACAAAGGGUCGGUGCAUGAGCGGGUGAUGGAUAAUCAAGAAUGCCCCUGGGAGCUACUAAGAGGCAUCGCCAGGGAAUCUAUUCGACAAAAGGACCUCACCCGUUUCUAUCUGCAGCAGAAGGAAGACUGCUAUAGUGCAACAGUGGCCCUCUUCAUAGGAAACCUUCCACCAAACUUAUCGCAAAGACAGUACGAGAAGAUCCUUCUCGACCUUCUAGGAAAACCGUACAAAUUUAAGCAAAUCGGUCCGAUCUACUAUGAAUAUGGAUCGUUGGUGGUGACCUACGACAACGCGGAUAUUGCCGUCAAGGCAUUUUAUAUGCUGCGAGAGACUACGUAUGAAGAGAAAAACCUGUUAGUGCUUCUACUGCCCAACCUGAUACCUGACAACAUCCCCGAAGGUGUCCGGCCCCUCUUGGUAUUUGUUAACGUUAAGUCCGGAGGGUGCCAGGGUUUGGAGCUAAUCACAUCAUUCCGUAAAAUGCUAAACCCGUAUCAGGUCUAUGACCUAGAAAACAGCGGGCCCCUACCGGGUCUAUACGUAUUUCGGCACGUGCGCGACUACAAGAUCCUCGUGUGUGGGGGCGACGGCACUGUUGGCUGGGUACUCCAGUGUCUCGACAACGUGGGACAGGAUUCAGAGUGUCAAUCGCCGCCAUGUGCCAUCGUGCCGCUCGGCACUGGAAAUGACUUAGCGCGUGUACUUCGUUGGGGACCAGGAUACACUGGCGGUGGGGAUCCGAUGUCAUUACUGCGGGACGUCAUUGACGCCGAGGAGAUUCGUCUCGACCGGUGGACAGUCGUAUUCCAUACGGACGAGAAAGAUGAAAGCAAACAAGGUACAUCCAACUCGACGUCGGAAGAUAACACCGCCAUAUUUGUCAUGAACAACUAUUUCGGCAUUGGUAUUGAUGCUGACCUCUGCCUCGACUUUCACAACGCCCGCGAAGAAAAUCCUAACAAGUUCAAUAGCCGCUUACAUAAUAAGGGCGUAUACGUCAAAAUGGGCUUGCGAAAAAUGGUCUCUCGGAAAACGUGGCGAGACCUGCAUCGAGAAGUGAAACUCGAAGUUGAUGGUAAAACCGUUGAGUUGCCACCUGUUGAAGGUAUUAUUAUUUUGAACAUCCUGAGUUGGGGUUCUGGUGCCAAUCCGUGGGGUCCGGAACGCGACGACGCAUUUUCAAAACCGACGCACUACGACGGCAUGUUGGAAGUGGUUGGAGUUACCGGAGUCGUGCACAUGGGCCAGAUACAAGGCGGCAUGCGGAGCGCGAUCCGGAUCGCCCAGGGCGGUCAUCUGCGUAUCCGAAUGAACACCGAGAUGCCAGUGCAGGUUGACGGGGAGCCCUGGAUACAGCCGCCGGGAGAAGUCGUGGUCUUGCGAUCUGCUUUGAAGGCUACGAUGCUGCGAAAGUCGAAAAUGAAACGUCGCAACACGGAACCGAUGCUCACCUCGGCCGCGUCAGGCGUAUCAGAGAAAUCCUCAAACUUGGAUCAAUCGACAACAGACUGACUGCGUUGGUACCACUCGUGCAGCCGAGCACUGCUGAUCACCACCAGCUCUUCCAAGCCCUACACAAGCAAUCAUGCUACGCAAAAAGCCGAAGCCUCAUCGGAUCCACCGACGGAAUACCGAGCCGACAUUGAUGCCAACGAGCAAGUAAAUCAUGGGCGGUCAGUCAAGAAAGGCUAUUUGUACGAUUUUCGGAUUCUCACUAACAUUCACCCUCGCGUCAAAACAACACUGUUCAACUAGACACAAACAAAUGGUAACAGGGAACUGUAUUGCCUCAUUCACCGAUCUGUGCGAAACUAGAAAAAUGUUUCUACCAUCGACAGACGCUUAACGACUCAGAUCUCGUAUUGUUAUCAUCAAUUAGCGUGUUGGUACGUUAACACGUAGAUAUGUGACGAUCCACCAGGGUGGCAAAACCAAACGGAUGGAUGAAUAAAAGGAAAUCAGAAAUUCCGUCACGACCGGAUUUGAGAGAUGCUAAGUACACACUAGACACACACGGUAUCGCAACUUCAGUUUAUCAACUUCUGCAAUAGUUUAAAGGAAUGGAGGUAUAAAAGAUGAGAUGGUGCAUUUCAUUAUCGGAUCUAAUAAAUUAAAAAGCCGAAUUAAUGCAGUUCGAUCUGAAUAUUGGAUCAGUCUAGCCAUAGGAAUGUUAUCAUAUAUAAGGUCGUACUACUUUUUGAAGCUAUGGGACGACUACAAGAAUAUUAAAUAGAGUGAUUUAAUACAUGAGACGGAGCUUGACGCUGUAACUAUGUAUUUAUGUCUCAGCACCACGUCUUGAACUGAAUUUUUAUACACAGAGAUUAUGUCUAUAUUCAGCGAAAACUUUUAUUUUUAUUUGCUUUGCCUUUGCGGUUCUCGUCGAUCUCCUUGUCUUAGUCGUCGAAAUGAUUUAUUUCUGUUCCAUUAAUACUCAGGCGUUAGAUCACGCCCACUUUUCGAGUUAAAUUUAACUUUUAAUGUAUUAAAAAAAAUCCAUGUUAGAAAAAACCAGAGGAUUUGGAGGGCGUCGCGGUAUUUCAUGCAAACCCCGCUCUGCGACUGCAAUCAAACCACUACCACCCCUACGAGUUUACGCUCGCGCUUGCCACCCUGAAACAUUUGUAAUGACUAAAAUGAUUAAUACAUUUUAGAUUGAGAGAUUGCACGAGACAAAAAAGAGGAUCAGAAACGUGGAAAAAGUAGGCCUCAACGACCGACUGCACAGUGAGUGCAACGCCGUCGGAAAAGUUUGUGGAACACACGCACCAAAAAAGGAAAUGAUUAAAGGUAGAUUGAGCGAAAUGUCCAACGACGGAAUAUAUAUAUAUAUAUAUAUAGAUGAAGAGCAAAAGAAAGAGAGUGAAGGGAAAACACGUGUGAGAGAAACUGUGUGUAAGAAUAAAGUUGAGUGUAGUGACAAGGUGACUGUUAAAAAUAUUAAUUAUAAUGAUACGCUCGUGAAAGUACUACUAACAGUAAGAAUAAUAAUAAACGAACGAAUAACACGAAUUACACUAACAUGAUAAUUAAUAGGAUUAAAGCGGCAGUGUAGGCGACCUUGAAACUGGUCGGGGUCACCUUCUUUAAUACAGAUAGCAUAUAAGCAAGAGCGACGACAAGUGUCAUCAUAUUCAACUGAUACCAUAGUGACGAUAUAGUAUAUCACUUGAAGGAAGAGAGAAAGAGUGUUGUAUGACUGAUUGAGUAAUAUAUAUAUAUAUAUAUAUAUAUAUAUAUAUAUAUAUAUAUAUAUAUGUGCGCAAAAAUCAAAAAAGGAUACAAUAAUAGCACAUUUCAUUCUCUGCGAGUAGAUUAGCAAUUGUUUUGUUACCCUUAGUAUUACUACUAUUAUUAAUAUUGUCAGUACUGAUAGCUAAGAUCUUUGGUAAGAAGAUCUCAGUGGACCUCGCGUAUCUCUUAAUAUUAAGAGACCUUUUCCAUGCAAAGAGAGACCGCAAACAUGGAUAAUAAUAUUAAUAAUAAAACAAAAUUAAUCACAGCUGCCCUUUCAGAAAGAAACGCAGACAAGUUUGCAGACGUAAAUAAACGGACGCGUAGCAGACGAUGCUCGUAUUAACCAACUCACAUUAAGUAACAACCGAGUCCAACAAAGCAAGCAGACGAUUUUAUGUUAUAUGGUAUAAUUGCCAAGCCAACAACUUCCUAGCAAACGUCAAUGAAACAUGGAGUGCGAGAAGGUAGGACGAUGCUACCACGUGAAAGACACCCGAUAAAAAAUGGAUGUAAUGUCAGACGGACAACUGAAUUACAAUAGCACUGAGAAGAAACCUACAACAAAGAAGCAACACUUCAAUUUUGAUUCGAUGUGUCACACAAUGAGGACAAACUACGAAAUAUUGUUAGGUUUCAUGCACAGCGAAUAAUAUAAGCUUUUCUUAUGUAAAUCUAAUAGACCGAUGGGAUUUGUUAUAAAAUCAACGACCCAACGGUUACACCAACUCGUCUAGUAAGAUCAUUCAUGCAAUUGCGAAUAGAACGCACACGUCUUUGCAAACGUAGGGCCAAUAUAAGAGCGCAAACGUGUCACGCCGUUAUUCACGCACACACACACACACACAAAAACUCACACACACCAUAAGGUAAAUAAUCUUCUAAGACAUGAAAUCGUAGAUACAAGAACAGCCAGUGAACAUAGAAAAACAAGGUCGCCCCAUUUACCUCCUCGAGUCAUUAUGGGGAGGGUGCAAGUAUGUUGUUUUCCAUGAAAACCAAAUAAACCUGAGAGAGAAAUAUUACAAAAGAGAACACAACGCGACGAGUAAUAAUAAUAAUAUCGAAAUGGUGACUUCAUCACUAUCCUAACAUAAUUACCAUAUUUAAUAAUAUAAUUAUUAUCACAAUGCAUUAUUAUUACAGCACCGAAUAUUACCACACUUAUCAACAACUAACAUACGAAACUAUAAUAAAUGACAUUACAAUAAUCACGAGAUAUUACAGAACAGAGGUACAUUAUAAGGUAAAGCUA